AUGCAAGAGGCCUACAAAGUGGGGACCUUGCUUCGCGUUGAAGAUCCAAAUUCUGAUUCCGAGAGCAGUCACAUUGACGUUGAGGAGAGCCACACGCGAAGCCUAGAUCCAUUUGAUCCUGAUGUAUACUUGGAUGCCUUGUUCGGACCCUUGUACUUCAAACUCGAGCGUAUUCAGAAGGAUGGAGAUUCUGGCCCCAGAUUCCCGGACUACAUUGGUUUGCAUCUUCUUGCUUCUCAACCUUCUCUUGCAGCUGUCCAUCGCCUUGAAGAUUCGACAAGUGGGGCAGCAAACCUAUGGAGAUGUUGGAGAUCAACUGACGAGUGGCACCUGUUGGAGAGUCUCGAGUCAUCCGAAUUAUUUCGGGGUUCUCUAUCCCGAGGAGUUUAG
This is a messenger RNA of Durusdinium trenchii, 390 nucleotides long. NCBI's taxonomy places the organism in Eukaryota, Dinophyceae, Suessiales, Symbiodiniaceae. The record is from the annotation of a GenBank genome assembly.